Cebus imitator (Panamanian white-faced capuchin) is the source of this 2837-nucleotide messenger RNA. It is a transcript of the gene C2CD4C, whose product is annotated as C2 calcium dependent domain containing 4C. The transcript has 2 exons. Lineage: Eukaryota; Metazoa; Chordata; Mammalia; Primates; Cebidae. The record is from RefSeq and is a predicted model, not a curated record. The coding region runs from base 1526 to 2773 and encodes 415 amino acids.
CACAGUUGCUCCAGCACAAAGUGGGGGUUCUUCAGUGUUUGCUGGGUGAACAAGGCUGAGAUGGCCUCUCGUAGGGGGUCACAGCUCCUCCGGGCCUCACUUUCCCCUCUGGACGGCAUGACCCUAACCCCUCACUGCAAGGGUGCGUGGAGAGCAGGGAGGCCUCAGCCCAGCUCCCUCGUCCUCCCGGACCCUUCUUCUGCCACUGUGGCGGCAGCCGCUCCUCCACCUUGAGCCACAUGGAGAUGUGGGGACAUUCCCAGAACUCGGAGGCUCCUGGUCAAUCGAUAAUUUAAUCAAGCACCAGGCGUCCACCGGCUCCGGGUUGGUCCUGGCCAUAUGUUAUCUUGCUAGCUCUGUGCAUGCAGAGGCUGGGAGCUGCUUAGCUCGGUUCCAGAAGAGGAAACUGAGGCGGGGAGGGAGAGAAGGAAGCAGUGAAGGCUGGAGCUGGCAGACCACAGGAGCAGCUGGCAGGAGGUGGGUCGGGGCCUCAGGAAGAGGGACCCCGUGGUCUCAGGAACUGAAGGGGAAGCCUGGGCUUGGACUGGUCUUACACCCUUUGGAUUUCUCCAUGAUGAAUCACGCGGUGAACCUUUUCCCUUUGCCCUGACCCUCACACUUUCUUUCCUGGGGGAUUCCUGCUCCGGGAGUCACCACCCGACAGGUCAGUGCCACACCUGUGUGCUGUGGGCCAUCCUGCCCCCAGAAUCACCAGGGCUGGGCCACCUCCCGCCUUCCCAGCUGUGUCCCCAGAGGCCAGGGCACUGUCCAGCAUCUAGCAGGUGCUCGGGAAACGUUUGUAUGUGAGAUGAAGGAGCAGCCCCCUUUCAGUCUUCCUGGGCGGCUGCUGAGAGGUCACCCCUUUAGUCAGACCAGCUCUCCUAGCUGUUCCGUCCUUGUCUCUGGAAGGAACCCCCACCCUCCUCAUCUACAGGCUGGGGAUUGCAGUAGGCCCUGCGUGCCGGGCCGCGCGAGAGUCAGGGACCCACCAGGACGCUGGGAGGCUGGCAGGGAGGAAGGCGGCAGCACCAACGCAGCCGCGUUUGUUGUUGCUGCUGGUUAAUUCGUCGUUAGUCGGGAAAGCUCCUCGCCGGGGAAGUGGCCGGCAGCGAGCGGGGUUCUGGGGUUCUGGGGCUCGGGCUGAGCGCCCGGGGUGGCCAGCGGCCGACCGCGACCACCUGCUGGCUUCCCAGCCGCCCCAGUCAGCCCCGGAUCCCGGCCAGGCUCCUCCUCCCUGCCACCGGCCUCCGGUGACUGCGGGGAGACGGCGCCACCCCCGUCCCUGGGGCGGAGCGGGCGGGGGCGCGGGCGGCCGUACUAGGAGGAAUACGGCGGCGGCGGCGGCGGGGCUGGGCGGUUUCCCGCCGCGGGUGAAUGAGUCCGACUGCGCGGCCGCCGCCCGCAUCCCCGCUCCGGCCGCGUCCCCCGCGCCAGCCCCGGGAGCAACGCGCCGAGACCCCCGCGCGCGUCCAGCCUCGGGCCGGCACCCCGGGCAGGCGCCGCAGCCCCCGGUCCUUCCGCCCCCAUGAGAAAAACCAACAUGUGGUUCCUGGAGCGGCUCCGGGGUUCCGGGGAGAACGGCCGCGGCGUGGGGGGCGACGCCGGCGACAAGGCCGCCAAGGGGCCGCUGUACAGCAACGUGCUGACGCCCGACAAGAUCCCCGACUUCUUCAUCCCCCCCAAGCUGGCCGCGGGCCCCGCCGAGGCGGAGGGACAGGCCGCGCUGGGCGCGUCCGCGUCGGAGCAGAGCCUGGCCCCGGCCUCGCCGCGCGCGGCCCCGCGCAGCCCCCGCCUGCCGGCCAAGCUGGCGGCCGAGAGCCGGAGCCUCCUGCGGGCCGCGACGCGCCACGUGAUCCAGAUCGAGAGCGCGGAGGACUGGCCCGAGGAGGCCCUCGCCGACCCCCCGGCCCGGGGCGCCCCGAACCCGCCCUCGGUGCCCAAGGCGCAGACGUCCUACGGCUUCGCCGCGCUGGCCGAGAGCCCGCACACGCGGCGCCGGGAGUCCCUGUUCCACAGCGAGCACGGGGCGCUGGCCCAGGUGGGCUCCCCGGGCGCCGCGCGCCGCCGGGCACCUGCCAAGACCAACGGGGGCCCCGGGGAGGCCGGCGGGAGCCUCAUGAGCCCGAGCCGCGGCCUCAGCGGCGGCGAGAGCGACACGGGGUCCUCGGCCGAGUCCUCUCCCUUCGGGUCCCCGCUGCUGUCGCGCUCGGUGUCGCUGCUCAGGGGCUUCGCCCAGGACGGCCAGGCCAAGGUGAGCCAGCUCCGCAAGUCGGUGGGCCGCCACGGCUCCCUGUCGGCGGACGACAGCACCCCGGACACCAGCCCCGGGAGCCGGCGCCGCCUGACCCGCCGGGCACCCCCGGAGCCCGGCCCCGAGUCGGGCCCGGCCGCGCGCGGCGAGCACACGGUCCCCCUGGGCCCCCGGGGCAGCGUGCGGCUGCUGGCCGAGUACCAGGCCGGCCAGGCCCGCCUGCGGGUGCGCCUGCUGGCCGCCGAGGGCCUGUACGACCGCCUGUGCGACGCGCGCGCCAUCAACUGCUGCGUGGGGCUGAGCCUGGUGCCCGGGAAGCUGCAGAAGCAGCGCAGCACCAUCGUCAAGCACAGCCGCCACCCCGUCUUCAACGAGGACUUCUUCUUCGACGGGCUGGGCCCGGCCAGCGUCCGCAAGCUGGCCCUGAGGAUCAAGGUGGUGAACAAGGGCAGCAGCCUCAAGCGGGACACGCUGCUGGGGGAGAAGGAGCUGCCCCUGACCGCCCUGCUGCCCUUGCUGUAGAGGGGGGCGCGCUCGUGGCCCGCUCAGCUGGGGGGUGUGCGCCCAGGGGAGACCCGUCUCUCUC